Molecule: messenger RNA, 1394 nt
Organism: Panicum hallii
Lineage: Eukaryota; Viridiplantae; Streptophyta; Magnoliopsida; Poales; Poaceae
Product: transcription factor LAF1-like
Exons: 3
Coding region: 211-1113 (300 amino acids)
Source: RefSeq, a predicted model, not a curated record
CUACCAACUGCGCGUCCUGUUGACAGGCCCCAGAGCGCUCCAUCCCGAAGGCGUGUAGCCGAAGCCCAGCCCCUCCUGUAGCGGCAGCUAGCUAGCUGGUCUCCCUCCCUCCCUCGCUCCCUCUCCUCUGCUGCCGCCGCCUCCCUCCUGCUGCUCGGAGUCGGGGGCUCGGCUCCGCGAGCUCGCGGCGGCGGUGGGCAUUCUCCGGCAAUGGGGUGCAAGGUGUGCGACAAGCCCAAGCCCAACUACCGCAAGGGCCUGUGGUCGCCGGAGGAGGAUCAGAAGCUCCGCGACUACAUCGUCCGCCACGGCCACGGCUGCUGGAGCGCGCUCCCCGCCAAAGCCGGGCUCCACCGGAACGGCAAGAGCUGCAGGCUGCGGUGGAUCAACUACCUGCGGCCGGGGCUGAAGCACGGCAUGUUCUCGCCGGAGGAGGAGGAGACGGUGAUGAGCCUCCACGCCACGCUCGGCAACAAGUGGUCGAGGAUCGCACGGCAGCUGCCUGGCAGGACCGACAACGAGGUCAAGAACUACUGGAACUCGUACCUCAAGAAGAGGGUCGAGGGCAAGGAGGGCCCGAGCACGCCCGCGCCGGCGGGGACCAGCUCCGGCGCCGACUCGGAGGACUCGCAGAGCGCCAAGCCCGGGGACGGCGCGGCGGCCACCGACCGGCCGGCGGACUCCGGCGGCUCGUCAGAGCCGCGCGAGUCGUCGUCGGCCGACUCGAGCUGCCUGACGGGCCCGCCCGCCGUAGCCUGCAGGCCCCACGCGGCCCCCGUGGCGCCCAAGGUGAUGUUCGCGGACUGGCUGGACAUGGUGGACAUGGACUGCCUCGGUGGUGGCCCGGCCGCGGCAGCACCUGGUCUGGACGCUGCUGCGGGCGUGGUUGGUGCGAGCGCCAGCACGGGGGAUCGCGACCAGCACCACCAGGUGAUGAGCCAGGGGUCCGUGCAGGUGGAUGGCCCAUCCGGUGUCGACGUGUCCCUGCACGGCUUCGGUGACAGCGGCGCCAGCUGCUGGGAGUUCCAGGAGCACUUCGACGGCAUCGAUCAGAUGAGCACCACCGGCUUCUGCGACCUGCUCGCCAUGAGCGAGUUCUUCGGGCUCAACUAGGCUCGGCGCGUUGGUGGUGAUCGUUGGUGAAGGGAUUUGCGGGGGGGUUUUUUCAUAAAACUUUAUUUAGAAGUUUCGGUGAAAGGCUUGUUUGUGAUUGUAAAUUAUUGUCGUGUACGUAUAGAGGAAUUUAAAAGCAGAUAAAGUCAGGGGCCAUGACGAUUGUUGCUACCGUGUAAAAUAUUGCCGUGUUUGGUGCGGUUUGCUUUGGAGAGUACAGCACCGACGGAAGGGAAUGAAAGAGAAUUAGGAAUAGAAGAAUGUUAUAAGAGUUGCACGCU